UCUUCUGGAUCUAUCAUAUAUACAAGACGAAGUGAAAAUAUUUGUCAGACGAAUAGUUCGGAGAGAUCAAGAAUUUAAAUUAAUCGUUUCAAUUAAUAAGUCGAAUAAGUCUUUGGUCUCUAAAUGAUGAUGGAGGAAAAUGUAAACAGUCAACACGUUGAACUUGUUAAAUUGACAUGUCCCGUUAUGCGCAUAAUAGUAUUUUUGUGCCUCGUUGUUUUUGGAAGCAAAAAUCUUAUUUAGUACGAUGUGGAAUAGAUCGACAUUGAAGUUACUCGUCUGUGCUUUAUCCGCGGUAAAAGUGCACUGUUAUCGUGAAGAAGAUGAGCUGUGUCCUCGCAAAGAGCCCCCUCCUGGAGUUUUGGUAUUGAAAAUAGGAAGCAAUGUUGUGCUGGGCUGCCGAGGUGAUGUCACUGUGAAUGAUGUGCCAUUGGUUUCGGCCACAGUGGUGCAUAAAAAACACAGAAAUAGGUCAGAAGUUUUAAAUGUUGGCUUUACAACCCAAAGCGAUUCCAUAUAUGUUGAUGAUAAUAGUAUACAUCAGAUCAAAGCAAGUUCUACAACUGGAACAAACACAAAGACUUCCAGAAUUUAUACCGAACCUAAAGAGAACACAACGGUCACUGUUAAACCUUCUGUAACUAUAAGAAAGGAUCGACCCCCUUCAAGGCAUGUCUUGCGUGAUGUUGAUCAACCCACCCAAUCAGAGAGGCCCGGUAGAGCUAGACAGGAGGAGGCGUAUGGGGUUACCAUGGGAACAAACUUCUUUUCAGAGGAAGAUGAAUAUGAUGACUAUGAUUACGAGGAGGAAAGAUCCAGGGUGACCAGGGGCAUCAAAAAGCGAACGCGAUGGACUCUGAAUGGCCGACAAGUGCGUGUGGGUGUGGAAAGGGGAGGGAUUUUACGGCUUCCCCAUCUCAGCUUGGCCAAUGCUGGAAAUUACAGCUGCUAUAGAGGAGACAGACUGAUUUCAACUACUAACAUUAGUGUGGGGGCAUCCCCAGAGAGACCCACGAUCUUUUGCUACAGGAAGUCUCACACUAGCAAGGUCCGCUGUGAUUGGACAUCUAAAGAACCAAUAACCCCACUGCCACUUUGUUACCUACUCCUUAAAACUGGAUUCUGGGGUAAUGUCACUCGUAUUCAUUGUUCAUUCUCUCGUUCGCGGUGUUGGUGUGCUUUCCCCGUGGAGGAGGGCGACAGAACGCUCCAUGUGGCAACACUUUGUGUCACAAACACAGUGGGCAGCGCCACCAGCCCUGAAAUCCUCUUCAAGCUACAAGACAUCAUUAAACCAGACCCUCCUACCAAAGUGGAAGUGAGAGCAGUUGAGGGUAAGAACCACAUGUUUAAAGUGUCCUGGUCUUAUCCCAGAUCUUGGAAAAAUGUCUACUAUACCUUGCACUUCCAUCUGAGAUACCGACCACAACAGGCAGAGAAGUACCAGACAGUGUGGAUAAAAGAAACUCUGGACAGAAGACUGUCUUGGAUGAUUUUUGAUGCUCUGCCACACACUAUGUAUGAGAUUCAGAUUCAAGCCAAAGAUGAGUUUGAUGGCCUUUUGAGUGACUGGACUGACACUGUGUUUGGAAUGACCUGGUCAAACAACAAUAUACAUAUUGCUCCUGAGACUACUACCACCUUUGGAAGCAACAGCUUGGAGAUGUUUCCUGUAGAUUCAGGGGGAUCUGGAGAAGGUCCUGGUGUAGGUGCAGAGGUCAUAGUUGGAGCUGAUGAUAGCGAUGCAGUGGGGCUCUGUGUGUCAGCAGUUUGCGGGCUGUGUUGUUUUGUAGCCCUCAUGAUGCUCACAGUUUAUUUCUUCAGGCAUAGGCUACGGUUAAUGUCAACAGUAGGGAAAGAGAGUUUGGCCUUUUCUUCCCUCCCUCGUUCUCCCCCUCUUCCUCCUCCCACACUCUCUGUGCAGCUUCCAAAAGAGGGAAAUUCUCUGAUGUCUCCUAUCAACCACAACCAGCAACGUUUCCUUCCGGAUCAGCAAGAGGAACAGGAGGGCAUUCACCUGCAUAACAUACACUACUUCCUGACCCUGGCGACUGAGGGUGUGCCCUUGACUAUAAGCUCUUCUUUACAAGAGACAUGAAGAAAUAAACCAAACAUUUGUUGCAGUGAAUACACUGUGGUUAUUUUUAAAAUGUUUUGUUAUUGUAGGCCCUAUAACCAAAUCAAAUCACAAUCAUAAGUACCAAUGAUUUGUUGCUUUAUUGAUAUGUUUGGUUAUAAUGUUAUACAAUGCUACCCAUCAGCUGCUGAACAGUACCACAUAGCUAAAAUGCUUUUUAUUAGUUGUUCUAAAAUUGGUUGCCAACUGCCAAGUGUCUUUAUAUUAGUGUUUCUAACUAUACCAAGUGAUAAAAACCUUCACCUACUGGGAAGAAAAAAUGGCCUUCUUGACUAAAGAGGUAAAACAAUAGUUUUCUACUUGAAACCCUUAUAAAAUUUCUGUAACUGCAAAUUCAGUCAAGGGAAACUGUGGUGUUAUUGCUUUGAAUGCAUUUGUUGAAAUGCAAUAAAAUAUUGCAUUGUGUGCAAUGUUUUAGUGUUAGCGUUUCUUGUAAAAUACAAAGAGCAGCACCGAAUCUUCUGAAUGAUAUUUCAUUUUUUGUACAGUAUUUUUACAAUACCUAUUGGUUCAAAGCAGUUUAUUACAAUGGUGUGUGUGUGUGGAAAAUCAAGAGAAUGCACACGUGUUGGUAGUUUGAAUUAUUGACUGUUAUAAUCCUGUUGCUUUUGCCUUAAUGCUGUAAUGGAUUUAUGUAGUCAGCAAAUGAUGUUAGAUUUCUAUAUAUAGCCUACACAUUUGGGGGUUUUUCAAGCACUUUAUUAAAACUUCUCUUUGUGUUGAACGACAUGCAUCAUCAUGUGUAAUUCCUCAAAUUUAAACUACAUAGUUUCCAAAUAAUUUAUGGGAUAUUCUGAUUAAACAGGACGUUCCGAGGUUUUAGUGCGUUUAAAUGGUUUGCAACUGUUUAAAUGGCGCCACCUAGAGCAAACUUCAUGAACUUCACUGGUGAUUACACAAUAUCCACGUUAUAAUUUUACCAUGUCAUUAAUUCUUUUUUAUUCAAUUUCAUCCUAAAUGUUAACAUUUUAAAGUGCUUGCCAAGUAUGAAAAUUGACACCAAUUUCAACAAAAAUGACAACAUCUGGUGCACUUAUUACAGGGAUGGUUAAAAAUGAUGAACCCUCAGUAAAUAUAAGUUAAUGAAAGUGUUCAAUAAGUUACUUUAGUAAGGUUUUGUACUUUAUUGUUCCUAAUGUGCAACAAUGUCAGUGCACUACUCAAAACAUUUUACAGACCAUAGACAUUUCAAUUUUAGACAAUUCAUCCAAAAUGUAUGAGAAAGUGAGAUACAAUCAGCACAAAGUCGCCUAUGAACCAUCAUAGUCUUUUAGGGGGGUAUUCCAGAAAGCAGGGUUAACUUACCGUCAGCUAAACCCUGACCUCUGGGUUGAUAUAACCCAAAUCUUGCUUAUUCUGGGUAUGUCGGUUGCAGAACACGUUUGAAGGGUGAGUUUAAUCAACCGCUCGAGAGAUGUCAUGGUCCUGCCUUCUUGUUCAUGAUUUUCUAGUCUUGGGGCAGGAUCGUGACAGAUCCCUUGUGUUUAUGUUUAGUGUGAGAAGCCAUGGGGUGUUUAUCUUUUGAUAUUCCAUGUGCCUUCUCGUGUCUUGUCAUUGGCCCCGCCCCUCUCGUUUCCUGUAUUGUUUCCCGGCCGU
Triplophysa rosa is the source of this 3733-nucleotide messenger RNA. It is a transcript of the gene il6r, whose product is annotated as interleukin 6 receptor. Gene Ontology annotation, molecular function: cytokine receptor activity; protein binding. The record is from RefSeq and is a predicted model, not a curated record. NCBI's taxonomy places the organism in Eukaryota, Metazoa, Chordata, Actinopteri, Cypriniformes, Nemacheilidae. Gene Ontology annotation, biological process: cytokine-mediated signaling pathway. The transcript is spliced from 10 exons. The coding region runs from base 248 to 2098 and encodes 616 amino acids. Gene Ontology annotation, cellular component: external side of plasma membrane.